GAUAAGUGUUGUGCUCCACGCUGGGAAAGAGCUCAGAGUGAGAUUGAGUGCGGCGGGAGAAGCGACGGUGGCAGCGCUCCUGUCCGGCAGGAGAAGAAGCCCAAGCGGCCACAGCAGGGCCAGUUUCAGCUCCAGACGCCAGCAGGGCCCGGGCGGUUAUUCCUGAGAACCUGACGCUCAGAGGACGAGCCGGUGCUCCCUUGUUACAAAGUAGGGUCGGGGUCUCUGCGGUUCCCCCCCCCUCCCCGCGCCAGAGCGCGAAGGCUGAACUUGCCCGGGCAUCCUUGCUUUGGAGCGCCGAGUGCCUGCUUCCUUGGACCGUUUCAGCUCUUCUUGUCUGGAUCGAGAAGUUGCCGAGCGUGGGAAUCUCCUCUUUUUUCCCCACCCCCCCCCCCUACUGUGAGCAAGUAGCGGGGCGAUCUACUUGUGGCAACUUUUUUUUUUUUCUUUUUUUUGCUUUUUUGGGCUGGGGCAGAGGUGACCUGCUUUUUGACAGCCGCUGCAGAAAGGCGAGGACUCAGACAAGUGGGUUUGAAACUCGGAAACGCUCCAGACCGACCCAGGACACUCCCACGAGGAGCGCGAAGGGGCGGAGGAGGGAAAAAGGACUCAAAAAGUUUCUGGAUUUCAUCCUUGCACGGAGCGAUAAAGAGGCCCCCCGAAGGUGUCGGCAGCAUUACCUCGUGGAUUCCUUCCUUGGACUGAGAAAGGGAUUCUGGAUUUGACAAAUAACUUUUAUUUGGUCUUCCCCCCAUCCCCUCCCAACAGUCACAGUCGGGAACUGAUGUGCAGGCUGGGUCUUUGAGGUGAAACUCUGUCGAAUCUGACUUUCUUUUCUAGCCAAAUUGGGGGAGAAAACUGGGGACUCAAAAAUCAAUGCCUUAUUGCAAAAAAGUAAGACUUGAAUUGAUUACUUUUGAACUGUGUCUUCAUUGUUGAAAGAGUAUUAGUGCUGUAAGAACUGCUCCUACUUAGUAACUGUUGCAGCUGUGAACUUUAGGUUGUAACAAACCAGCUUCCUUUUUUAGGUCUGUUUUUGGGCUAUAGGUGAACAAACUUGUGGACUGUAUUCUAUGACUGCAAAGAUGGAACCUACAUUCUACGAUGAUGCCAUCAAUGCUACCUUUGUGCAGCCAGAAAGUGGUGCUUAUGGAUAUAAUAAUCCCAAAGUUCUGAAGCAGAACAUGACGCUCAAUCUGGCUGACCCUUCCAGUAACCUCAAGCCCCACUUGAGGAACAAGAAUGCUGAUAUCCUGACCUCUCCAGAUGUGGGCCUUCUCAAGCUGGCUUCUCCUGAACUGGAAAGGCUGAUUAUUCAGUCAGGCAAUGGACUGAUCACCACCACUCCAACCCCAACCCAGUUUCUCUGUCCCAAAAAUGUUACCGACGAGCAAGAAGGCUUUGCUGAAGGCUUUGUCAGGGCACUCGCAGAGCUACACAAUCAAAACACCAUGCCAAGUGUUACCUCCGCUGCUCCGCCUACGAACUCUGGCAUGGCCCCUGUCUCUUCCAUGGCUGGAAACAGUGGCUUCGGUGCUAACAUGCACAGCGAGCCGCCCGUCUAUGCUAAUCUCAGUAACUUCAAUCCUAGUGCACUCAAUACAGUGCCUUCCUACAAUGCAAACAACCUGGGCUUUCCUCCACAGCAUCAUAUGAACCCCCAGAUGCCGGUGCAGCAUCCGCGCCUCCAAGCUCUGAAAGAAGAGCCUCAGACUGUCCCAGAAAUGCCUGGGGAGACUCCUCCCUUGUCCCCUAUUGACAUGGAAUCCCAAGAAAGGAUCAAGGCAGAGAGGAAGCGCAUGAGAAAUCGAAUUGCGGCCUCCAAGUGCCGGAAAAGGAAGUUGGAGCGGAUUGCCAGGUUGGAAGAAAAAGUAAAAACUUUGAAAGCCCAGAACUCAGAACUAGCGUCUACUGCCAACAUGCUGCGAGAGCAGGUUGCACAGCUGAAGCAGAAGGUCAUGAAUCACGUCAAUAGUGGAUGCCAGCUAAUGCUCACACAGCAGUUGCAAACUUUUUGAAAAGACUGAAAAGUAACUUUAGGAUGAUGGGGAGAAAUUAAGUUUGGGAGGCAGAACCCCCCUCCACACACACACACACACACACACACUUGUGAUGGGUGGAGAGAAAAGGCUGAAAGGCAUUGAUUCCCAAGACUGCCACCCCGAGUCAAAUGCAUGUGUGGAAAGACUGGUGUGCCUUCUGAGUGAGGUGGCGGCAUAUCAGUUGACAGAACAACUCAGCAAAACAGCUGAGCUGUUCCAGCUCAGAUAAGGCAUGGAUGCCUUGUGUUCGUCUUUCUUUUUCUCUCUCUUUUUUUAACAUUGACCAAGACUUGCAUGGACCUAACAUUAAAUGAUCAUUCAGUAUUAAAAGUUAAACUGCAGUAGAUACUGUAGAUGGCUUUCUCUUAGUACUCCUUUUUAAAACAAAAAAAUAGGGUGUUUUGGGGAGGCUAACAACAGAAACUGAGCUAUACUGCCUAUCUGAGUUGUGUAUGUACAUAUAUAUUUUUUAUUUUAUGACAACUGAUUAAUGUCAAGUGAAACUACUUCAUGACUUUGUAAGUUAUUUUUUAUGUUCAUUUGGGUUUCACCCAGUAUUGUUUGUAAAUAAGAGAUUUUUUAGCAACUUUUGAGUUUUUUUUCCAUUUGUAAUAAAGUAUAUAAUUUUUUAAUGUUUAUUUCUGAAACAAAAGAAAGGGUUGAUCUUAUUUAAGAAAGCACCAGUAAUCCUUAAUCACUUUCUUUUGAUUAGUAUCAUUUAGAUUUCAAUUCUACACACACUUACCUAGGAGCAAGACAUGAGGCUUACUGCUGAGUAGACAUACACAAAAAAAAAGAUACUGUAAAUCGGGCAUAUACAGGAUCAACUUUUAGUUGAAUGUUAAAACUCAAGUGAGGAAUGAGAAACUCUUCUUUGAUCUUCACAAACUGUAACAACCAUUUUAAAAGUCUUGUGGUAAUCCUGUUAUAAUAAAACUAUUGAUCUUUAGGGUGCCCUAAGAUUCCUUGUGUUCUAAAUCCCAGAUGGAUUUUUCCCCCCUAAGGGCAUCAAAUUGAUAUUCCUAGGUUAUUAACAAUUGUUGGAUAGAAAAGAUACAAAGACUUACACAUUCAAAGAUUUAUUUUAAGUAAGAGAACUGUCUUCCUCUUAAAUGCAUAAUUUAGGGAGGUUGUAUUACUAGAAAAAAACUGGGGCACCAGAAAUGCUUGACAAUCUAUUGCAAAUAUCUCCUGGUAGAUUCUAAUCUACUUUUUGCCUACCCCUGCUUUUAACUGGAAUGCAAGAAGACAUCUCAGUGACCCCCUGUGGUAGGAAAAAAGAGCUGCUAUCUAAUCUGACUUUAAACUUUUACAGUUUGCUCCACAAAGAACUAUUGAUACCAUUUUAACGGAAAUGAAAAAAAGUUGGUAAAAUUAUUCUGUAUCUACGUACUUGUAGAAUAAGCUUUUUUAAAAGUAUAACUGGCUAUUUUACAAUUACAUGUUCUUUUCUUAAUGAAAUAUUAAUAGAUAACCUUUGGAAGAAACAACUGUUCUUAAAAGCAGCCUUCAAUUUGUCACCUUUCUGUUUUGUUAUCUCUGAUUUUUUUAAAAAAAUGAUCUCUGUUCAUAAGUAUUUAGGACUAUGCCUGUUGUCCAAUAAAAUCAUUCUAUUAAUCUUCCAACAAA
Molecule: messenger RNA, 3671 nt
Organism: Crotalus tigris (Tiger rattlesnake)
Lineage: Eukaryota; Metazoa; Chordata; Lepidosauria; Squamata; Viperidae
Gene: JUN
Product: Jun proto-oncogene, AP-1 transcription factor subunit
Exons: 1
Coding region: 1074-2018 (314 amino acids)
Biological process (GO): regulation of cell population proliferation; regulation of cell cycle; regulation of transcription by RNA polymerase II
Cellular component (GO): transcription regulator complex
Molecular function (GO): DNA-binding transcription factor activity, RNA polymerase II-specific; RNA polymerase II cis-regulatory region sequence-specific DNA binding; transcription factor binding
Source: RefSeq, a predicted model, not a curated record